Trichoplusia ni (cabbage looper) is the source of this 2296-nucleotide messenger RNA. RefSeq names its product transmembrane protein 169-like. The record is from RefSeq and is a predicted model, not a curated record. The transcript is spliced from 2 exons. NCBI's taxonomy places the organism in Eukaryota, Metazoa, Arthropoda, Insecta, Lepidoptera, Noctuidae. The coding region runs from base 404 to 1627 and encodes 407 amino acids.
UGGGUGUAAAUUGUUUCCAUGACCUGAAGACGUUGUCUCACUCGCUGGCAAAUAAAAUUAAACAUUAAAUUAAUAUUCUAAAUUUAAAUUCGAUAGGGAAAAGGGAUGAAGUGGUAGAGCGUGCGAUAGCUUUGCAGAUAUGGAGUGUUCAGUUUGGGAGUUUCUUAAUGAUAUUCUAAUAAAGAAUAUCAUUUUGCAUUGGGGUUUCUUCAACAUGUAAUACUACUAAAAUUGAAUGUACAUUUUUGUCGUUGUAGCUUCAUUCAAUAACUUCUGAAAUUAGUCGUAUUAUAAUGGCUGGUUGUGUGUUUGUUAUUAUUAAAAUCCGGCUUGCUAUUUGCAUGUCUGGUGAUAUUUAAGUGACCUAUCUGCUUCUUUGUGACAGGAAAAGUGUUAAUUGAACAUGGCUAAAGUCGAGCCGCCUAUGUUCAUAUUGCCGAAGAAACGUAAUGGCAAGAAACAGAAUACAAUAGCCAGCCAUGUCGACCACAUAAUUACUGUACAGGGUGCAGCUGAUGAACCGCAAACCAAAUACAAGAAUGGUUUGUCACCAGUAUCUGAGCAUGUGAAUGGGAUCAUACACUCAACCAUGGAGGGGUUGAAAUCCAACAUGAAAAUCAACCUUCCAAUCAUCAAUGAUGUUACUGAUGAAGACUUCAAUGACUGUAAUGGAGACUCUGACCCACAAAAGAUCCAGAAAAACGGAUAUCAGGCUUUGUCCACUUUAAACAACAGCCGCGAGAUAAUAGAUUUGUCUCCGAUAUAUGAAAACUCAUCUGAUGCCUGCUCUAGUCAUGGAGACUUGAGAGAUGGGAAUGACAGUGACAUACAGAAGAGUCUUAAAGUUCUGAACUCAGACCAGAAUGAAAGCUCCUCAGCCACUCCAAAUAGCUUGUCCCAAACACAAUCUGAGAACAGCUUUGAAAUGGGCAACAUGACUGAUAGCCUUAAGAACAGUGCCAAAAGGAAAAAACGAGUCAAUAUUGUCCCUGGGAUCAUGGAGUCUGAAAACACAGACACUGAAAUAACUGCUCUACGCAUGGAAUCAGAGGGUUCAAUUUCCCCUGAAUGCUCUUUGACUGAUAACUCUAGAGAUGGGUACUUGACUAUGACGGGAACAAUAAAGAGAGGAAAAAAGAAGGGGCAGAAUGUUGAUGUCAAACUCAAUAUAUCACGAGAGGAGCUGGAGAUUAUUGAGGCUGCAAUUGUAGCUGAAGAGUACAACAAGAUGGACAUCUCUAAAUGCUCACUGUACAACGGUCCACACAUAUUCCUCUUCAGUCUGAUCUGCAUACCGUUUGUUGCAUGUAUCUCAGCUUUGUACUCCUUCUAUAUGGGGACAAUGGCUUGGUACAAUGUCUUUUCUCAUGUAACUGAGAACUUCAACUGGAUUAAGAAGGCAGUGCUGGCUCCAAUCGUGAUUUUGGCCUACCCGUUUUUGAUAGUAAUUUUUACUAUGGGGUUAGGGCUGUAUGCUGGUAUAGUGCAGCUUACGUUCAGUGCUGCCAACUGGUGGAAGGAUGUGUGCGAUUUUGAGAAAGGGUUCUACGGCUGGCUCUGUAACACACUGGGUAUGUCUGAAUGCAGUCCCUAUGAGGUUGUUGUCCUGAUGGAUGUCAAGCCCUAGAUACUUGAGAAGGGAAAUUUUAUUUGUCCAUGAAUAUCAAUUUUAACUGCCAUUUUGCCAGUAUUUGUAGGAUUUUAUAUGUACUGAAUGUCACAUAGUAGGAUUUUAAGUGACAUUUAAUUUUAUUUAUAAUAAUUUAUGAUGUGAAUGUAAUUGUCUUCUAAUGUAUUUGAAGACAAGUUUGCCCCUUAAAUAAUUCUUAUUGGAUGUUGAAGUAGAGAAAUGUUUAGCAUAAGGUUUUUCAUCCAUAUUUGGAAAGGAUAUAAGUAAAAGAAUUUUUGAGAAGUGAUAUUUAUAUGCGGAGUGGGAACAAGAAAGGUAUACAUUUUAGAUCUCUUAAUGUUAUAAAUGUAAUCGAACUACAGAUAGAACUGUUUUGCUCAAUUUCUUCCAUUGUGUCAUUCCAGAAACAAUUAUUUCUAGUCAUUUUGAACCUGUUUGGUUGCUUACUUGUUAACUUUAAGGCAUAUAAUCAUAGUGGUAUUUAGAAUAAGGUUUUUACAUAUCUACUAAACUUUUUGGUGUUCAUAACGGCAUGGGCCUAAGAUGAUGUAAUACUAAACACCCAUAGUGAAAUUUCAACAUGUUUAUAUACAUUUUCCAUUUUAAAACAUAUUAUAAUAUGACUGAUAUAUUACAUGUUGCCAAGCACAAAUUCCAUGUUUAAAA